Saprolegnia parasitica CBS 223.65 is the source of this 1686-nucleotide messenger RNA. RefSeq lists its product as hypothetical. NCBI's taxonomy places the organism in Eukaryota, Oomycota, Saprolegniomycetes, Saprolegniales, Saprolegniaceae. Bases 1 to 1686 code for a protein of 561 amino acids. The record is from RefSeq and is a predicted model, not a curated record. The transcript has 4 exons.
AUGCCUCUUUCCCGCGUCCACGUUGUGCCCGGUCCCUCGAGCGCGACCCCAACGCUCUUUGGCGUUCACCGCAACUUCAUUGCCUUUGGCAUCAGCAUCAUCAUGCUCCUCAACAUUGCAAGCAUGCCCAUGAAGGCGUACCUUUCAGAGCACCCACCGUGGGCGGCCCUCCCACCACCGCCAACGUACGCCAACGACUCGGACUUCAACAUACAGACACUGUCUGGUAUGCAAGCAGCGUACAGCGCCUCGACGCUGCCGGCAGCAGCUUCCUUUUACGACGACAGCGCCCGCAACGCUCAAGUCAUGCGCCAUGUCCUCGUCAUGAGCCACAGUCCCAUUCCGGUUGAUGACUGCCGCGACCAGUUCCUUGUUGGUUUACCGAGCGUUCUCUUCUACGGUGCUGGCAUCCGCAACGUUCUCUGUGCCUUUGCCGCCGCCAACCACUCGUCGCCAAGCGAUCACACGUGGGACCGCCGCGGUGCGUGCAUGUACAUCACGUACUUUUCAACGGCCAUCGGGCAUCAAUGCGUCUGGCUUCGCGCCGGGAACGAGCUUGACGGCAGCAACACUAGCAGCUACAAUGUGUAUACACUGGUGGCGGCACACGCCGUCUAUACGUAUUCAGCGUUCCACUCGUUCAAGUUUGCCUACCGCGUUGGCAUCUCACUCCUUACCCUCCACCUCAUGUGGACCAAGUACUUUGUGCACUGUCGGCAUCUCGAGGCGCUGCUGCGCCGACGCGGCCACCGGGCACGUCUCCGCGCUCAGAGUCAUUGGCGCUACGAGGUGCUCUACGGUGACCCAACCGCGAUCAUCCUCAUGCACCCCGGCGUCGCCACGGCCUUCUUCUUGGACUGUUGGCUCAGCGUUGAGGUCAUCUCGCUUGUCAUUCCCCGCGCGUCGCAAAGCGCCGAUGUCGGCGUGAUGGUCCUCGCGUUCAUGUAUCUCUCUCGGACCGUCUGGUUUGCGUACUCCGCCGUGUGCUUGGUCGCGAGUUAUCUCAAGCGGCGUCACAAGGAACACUUGUUUUACGAAGUCGACCCGACCAUCAUCGCGGUGGGAACGACAUUCUACGGCCCCGCCGUGACGUGGGCGAUGGGCCAUGUGGGCCCUCUCCUGACAGCGUACCACUAUCUAUUCGAGUUUGGUAUUCCGGCGUCCAGAAAAGAGUACGUCAUCGAAGGUUCGGUCCCGUCGAUGCUGUAUUCGAUCAGCAUUGGGUUCAUUCCUCUCGUCUAUGGCUUUGUGGGCGCGUUGUGUCAUCGUCGACGUUCACGGCGGAUACUGUCGAGCGUCGCGUCCUUCUACGGCAGCUUUCGCUACAACGGCAUCAAGACCCAAGCAAUGUUUGCAGUGCUCCAGUGGAUGCACCCGAGCAAGAACGUCCGUGUGCCCGAGGUCGGCGGCACGAUCUACAGCCUCUUUCGUCAAAACGCGCGCUACAAACAGUCGCCGACGAUUAGUUUCCGGAGCGCCGACUGCUUUGUCUACUGCUACAAGGACAAUCUGCUCGUCGAGCGCAUUCGCUUGAGCCUACUGGAGAGCCUCGACCGCAACGAAUCAGCGCCUACACUGGCCAUUAGGGAGGCCAAGAGUGCGCCGCACUACUCGUUCAACCAACUCGUUGAUCAUACACCACCAACGAUCGUACGCGCCCCAAAACCAUCAGAGUGGUGUCUCUAA